Sciurus carolinensis (gray squirrel) is the source of this 4760-nucleotide messenger RNA. RefSeq names its product galactose-3-O-sulfotransferase 2 (gene Gal3st2). Gene Ontology annotation, cellular component: membrane. The record is from RefSeq and is a predicted model, not a curated record. Gene Ontology annotation, biological process: glycoprotein biosynthetic process; glycolipid biosynthetic process. Gene Ontology annotation, molecular function: galactosylceramide sulfotransferase activity. NCBI's taxonomy places the organism in Eukaryota, Metazoa, Chordata, Mammalia, Rodentia, Sciuridae. The coding region runs from base 1 to 1452 and encodes 483 amino acids. The transcript is spliced from 5 exons.
AUGACUGAGGCGCAGCCUCUCAGCUACCAGGAGGGUCGGGGAGUCCUGGACUCGGACAUUCGUGCUGGUCUCCUGGCACUGCUGGGGACUCCACCUGAGGCCAUGGGCCCGCCCCCAAGACAGACGUGGCUCAUGUGGCGGCUCUGCCAGCUGGCAGGUGUCAGUCCUGGCAGGCCUGAGGAGGAGCGGGCUGCACUGUCCCUGUCCUGGGGCUCUAGCGUCCAGGUGUUCCACAGGGUCCCAGAGGCUGAGGAAGGGUCCUUCUGGGCCCUCCCGGUGUUGGUGGUGGUCCUGCUGGUCGGCUUCCUGUGCACGGACACUGGACUGCUCACUCUCCUGCUCAGUGGCCCCGCUGAGGGACCGCCUGUCACCAACAUCAUGUUCCUCAAGACGCACAAGACGGCCAGCAGCACCGUGCUCAACAUCCUCUACCGCUUCGCUGAGGGGCACAACCUGACCACAGCACUGCCCGCCGGCUCCCGCUUCCACCUGGGCUAUCCCUGGCUCUUCCUGGCACGCUACGUGGAGGGUGCCCAGCAGGGCAGCCCUGGAGCUCCUCGGCACUUCAACAUCAUGUGCAACCACCUGCGGUUCAACCUGCCCGAGGUGCAGAAAGUCAUGCCCAACAACACCUUCUACUUCUCCAUCCUGAGAAACCCGGUGGCGCAGCUGGAGUCCUCCUUCGUCUACUACAAGGACUCCGUGCCGGCCUUCCGCGGCCUCCGGAGCCUGGACGAGUUCCUGGCCGAGCCGCAGCGGCACUACGACGCCAGCCUGGGCCUGCGGAACGCCUACGCCAGGAACCACAUGUGGUUCGACCUGGGCUUCGACAACAACGCGGCGGCGGAGGAGGGCUACGUCCGCGCGCGCCUGGCCGAGGUGGAGCGGCGCUUCCAGCUGGUGCUCAUCGCCGAGCACUUCGACGAGUCCCUGGUGCUGCUGCGGCGCCGGCUGCGCUGGCGCGUGGACGACGUCGUCUACUUCAGGCUGAACGCGCGCAGCCAGCGCACGGUGGCCCGCCUGGCGCCCGAGAGCCCGGAGCGCGCCAAGCGCUGGUGCGCGCUCGACUGGCGCCUCUACCAGCACUUCAACCGCACGCUCUGGGCCCGGCUGCGCGCCGAGCUGGGCCCGCGCCGCCUGCGCGCCGAGGUGGCGCAGCUGCGCGCGCGGCAGCGUGAGCUCGCCGGCCUGUGCCUGCAGGACCCGGCGCCCGAGAACUCCACGCGGAUCACCGACCCGGAGCUGCGUCCCUACCAGUCGGGCGCGGCCGACAUCCUGGGCUACAACCUCAGGCAGGGUCUGGACAACGCCACGCUGCGCCUCUGUCAGAGAAUGGUGACGCCAGAAAUCCAGUACAUGGCCCGUCUCUACUCCCUGCAGUUCCCAGAAAAGCCCCCCAAGAACAUCCCCUUCCUGGAAAAUAAGGGGCCCGGUGCCAGGGAGAGGCCCUGAUGGACCCGCCGGCUCCUCUCGCUCUGGUCUUCCCUGGGAGACCCAGGCAGCACCAGACCACACUCCAAGGUGAAGAACAGGGUGAAGACCCUUGUGAAGGCACCCACCUCCAAGGGACACCAGGGUGUGACAGUGGGCCCGUGUGAGUGCUGGUCAACCUGCCCGUCAGGGCAUGCUGCUGGGCAGAGCUGGCAGCUUUCCAUCUGUGGCUGCUCAUUUGAGGAGUAUUACUGACCAAGGAACAGUUCAGACUGAGAGAUGUCAAAACUGCCUAGAGGACUAAUUAGCCUGAGCUGAUCUGUAACAGGUGGAACCAGCUCCAUGGCUCCUUGCACAGACCGUCCUCAGAUGUCCAUCAGAGGAAAAAGUGAGCACCUGGUUGCCUUGGAGGCCAUGUUGGAUGUGGUCUCAGGGCUGCCCCUUUGUCCGCGGUGAGGAGUGCCUGAGGCCCUGCCUGGUAGUACAUGCUCCCUGUUCCUGGGGCCCAGUGGGUAGCCUGGGGGUGCACACAGCCAUCAUCAGGUCCUGGGAAAGCUGGGUGCCUGGAUUCUAAGGCAUGCAGCCAUUCCCACAUGCCUGGUGUAGAGGCUCAGCCCGAGCUCCUGUGCCCAGCCUGGGGGGCCGUCCUUCUUGUCCGGGCCCUCGGCCCGAAGACCCUGAGGGUGCCGUGGGUGUUGCCUGUGUGUCUAGAGUGGUGACACUUUUCAAGGAACUGAAGUGGGGGAGACUCCAAACUCCAAACAGCCAGCAGAGGAAGCUCCGUGGACACCAGUGUGGGAGAGUGAGGAAAAGUGCACCUUCAGUGAGACCAGAGACGGCGGGCUGGAGACCAAGAGAACGUGGCCUCAGAGCACGGAGCAGCGGCUGUGGGGGAGGGAGUGAGCACCGCUGAGAGCCAGGUUUGGCCAGCGGAGUGUUUGUAGGACCACCUAUCUUCAGACCAGAGGAAGUCACAAGUAGACACAGAGAAAAUGCAGCAGGACAGUCAGAUUUGGGAUGAGCCGUGGACAGAUCCAGGAGUCCCAAAGACGAGGAGAGGCGGCCAAGAAACUAGUCCAACCAAGAGCAGGAGAGUCACCCUGAGCGGAGGAGAGACGGGUUUCCAGGCACAUCCUGUGAGAAACCCCUCCCAGGCUCCUGGCUUCGUUUCUGUUAGGGUGGGCAGGAGCCAUGGUGUGUGCGUCCAGCAACUUUUGUGUUUCCCCCUUGCAACGUCAUAGUCAGUCUCUGAUUGUCCCUUGGUGCCGGGACGGGCCUGUCCCAGUGGUGGGUCUGGGCUGGUCCCACACUGGGGAGCAUCUGGUGACCUGAGGUCAGGGUCAAGACCUGCCAAGCCACAUCUGUGCCGGGAGCGUAGAAAGAGGUCCUCAGCUGCGUCUGCCUGGAAGGGUGCAGAGCGCAGCUCCCUGGGCAGUGCCCCUCACCUCCAGCACAGAGCUGGUGGCGUCUCCUCUGAUGGGCACGUGCAGAAAUUUGGCAGGCAACAGGUAUGGGGUUUAAAAAGGACAGCAGAACACAUACCUGCAGAAGCAGAGCAGAUCUGGUUUUAACCAGGGACCCAGGCUUAUGGAGAGCUGCCUGGAAAGUCACAGGACCGAGGGGCACGAGAUGGGAGCAUCCUGAGACAGGGACGUAGGACAGAGAGAGAUACACCAAGUCUUAAGGGAAACGUCCAGGAGCUAUCGAGAUGCACAAGGCACAGCUGUGCAUGCUGAGCCACCGGCCCUUUAAUGAGGAGAACUGACAGCCUGCAGCAGGCUGGCUCUAGUGGGCCCUGAGUCAGCCCGUCUGUCAGUGCUGGACCCCAGCCCAAGCUGGAGUCCAGCCCUCUUGAGACGGCCACGGUCUCUCUUGAACAUGUAGCUACUUCCUGCAUAAACUAUGCCUUUGUCUGGCUUGUGCUGAAAUUCUUUCCCUCACAUACACCGAGGGCCCUGCUGGUUCUGGAUCAGGUCCCUCCCCUCUGGGAAUCCCUCCAACCCUUCCUGGGAGACCUCUCUUCUCUGUGACAUGGUCAUUGAGACUUGGUCUUAUUUUUCAUUGGGUCUCAGUUUCCUCAGAGGGAUUUAUCCAGGUAAACAUUUAGUAUCAGCAACAACACAGGCAUUUUCUUACUUAACCAAUAAGUAAUUGAGAGUGAUCUUAUCAUUCGAUAGCCCCUGGUUGUUGGGUUGAGUCCAACAGUCUCCCUGCUAGCACACUUUGAAUGAAGGCUCGCAUUGGAGUUGUUGCCAAAGUCAUCCGCUCAGUGGACAUAGGGUUUCUUGGGUCAGCCCUACAGUAUUGUCCCAAGUAGCUGUGGACCGUGAAAUGUUAACUACAGCCAUGCCUUAACUGAAGAGACAGGCCUGCGCAAGAAGAAAAUUAAGUGUAUGUUAGUCAAAACACCCAAUAAGAGCAAUUUAGAGGAGAAAAACUUAUUUGGAGCUCACAGUUUCAGAGGUUCAGUCCAUUGCUCAGCCUGAGGUGAAGCAGUGUCGUGGCACAGGGAUGGCAGAGGACAGCGGUCAGCUCAUGGCAGCCCGGGCGGGGGGAGCCAGGGACAAGACAUAGUCCCCAGGGCAUACGCCAGUGAUCUGUGACCUGAGCCACACCCUACCUGCCUACAGUUACCACCCAGUCGUCCAGUGAAAUUGUUAAUCCAUCAAGUGGAUUAAUCCACUCCUGUUACAGCUCUCAAAAUCUAAUCACUGCCUAAAAACCCCACCUCUGAACCUUUCUGCACUGGGGGUCGUGCUGGCAAAACCUGAGUCUCAUUAUGGGUCCCAACCACAGCUAGGAGAAAGUCUCAGUCUGAUGUGGAGCCUCCUGCGCUGUAGUCCUCAAGUCUCUGGUUAUGGCACUGGGUAGUUUGGGAAAGAUUCAGAGAUGACGCUUGUCCUUCCACAUUUACAUCAAGCUGUGCAACUUCAGCUUAUGGGGCUUUAGGAGAGACCAGCCCCCUCUUAGAUAUCUUAGAUAUUCCAUGGGAGAAAACUGGGUUGGGGGACCCAAGGAGAAUUCAGAACCCAGACCAGUCUGCAGGUAGAUUCAAACAAACUCCAAAACUCAAAAUCCCCAAACAAAUCCUAAGAACGAUGAGCAGAGACACUCUGAUAGCAUGAGCACUGUAGUUUUCUUUAGAAACUUACUCUCUCCAUAGUCAUACCAAUUUUUAUCAAAGAUAAUCAAAGAAAAAUCAAAAUAAGUUUAGUUUUGACUUGAUUAUUCAUGUGAGUACAUUGAUUUACCAUAUAGUAAUCUUGGGUUAUAAACCUCUGAGGCACGGGCACUCUGGUGCUUGCCUGUGACCUCAGCAACUCUGGAGG